GCAAUUAGAGUCUUAAAGUUUUAUACUUUUAACAGCAGCAGCAACACCAUCAGAAACCUCUUCCUACAAGUCUGUGCAGCCUCUGAUCAGUCACUAACCAGUCACGAAACGCCAACAAUGGGAAGGGUGUCCAAUUUGGAAGUGCAAGUGCACAUUUAUUUUCAUCAGGAAACACCAUCAGACCUAAUCGGCUUUCCCCAGCCAUAACCCAAGAAGUCAAGAUGCAUGCACUCAGACGGGCCAUGUCUGAGACGUCUAAGCUGUCAGACAAAGUCCAGACAGUAUUUAACCAGAGAACCAUGUCAAAAUUGCCGGUCGCACUAAUGCAGAGAUGCCAACGUCACACUAGGGCAGUAGUCUCCUGAACAGAGUGACAAACUUCUCCAUAUGUGCACGCAAGCGGAUGCUGACCAGAAUCGCUAUCCCAAAUGCCUCCUGUGUUUGCCCCCAUCGAACUCUAAAUCACUUUCAAAACACAUCUCUUUCAGCUUGAACCUGAAAGACUCAGCUUGCAGCUUACUUCCUGACCUGCUGUCAAUAAAGCGUAUCCUAUCCAAGGCAAAAUUAAUCAACUACUGCUAUUUCAGAAGCCCCUCGUGAACAUCCAGGGCUCAAUUCAUAUGGCCAUGGCUUGAUAUCCCAUUCUAACAACACACAUGCAGUAUUUUGUUGUCACCCCUUGUUCCUGCUCAUCUCAGGGCAGUUAUCUUGCAUCUAGUGACUUCCUGGCUCUUCCAUUGUGUG
Molecule: messenger RNA, 744 nt
Organism: Coccomyxa subellipsoidea C-169
Lineage: Eukaryota; Viridiplantae; Chlorophyta; Trebouxiophyceae; Coccomyxaceae
Exons: 1
Coding region: 388-600 (70 amino acids)
Source: RefSeq, a predicted model, not a curated record